GUUAAAGCCUCGUUUUCCCGUCUAAAAUUUCACCGUCGAAUUCGCCAUCCAUCACUAGCUUCGUCGUUCCGUAAACCCAUCAACCCAACCAAAGCUUUUGCCAUCAUCACCCACCAUACCCAUUUUCUCAAAGCUCUCGCUCUCUAUAAUGCCGCGUUUGGAAAGCUAGAAAGUUCUAGGAAAUUCAGCUUAAACACAACAAGGGUAGGAGGGAAAGAUUUGGGAUUUAUCCGAUUGGUUGAUGUGCAGAAGAUUUGGUUUUUAUUUAUUUAUUUUGGGUGAGGUUUCUACAUUUGUUGCUCAUCAGUGAUUCGGAGUGGUUUUGGGGGUAAAGGGAUUUUUAUGCCAUUUUGAUUCAAUUGAUGGUAUGGGGAUGACAUGCAUUUGGUUUUAAGGCCUCUGUUCGUCAGAUCAUGGCCUUAAAGCGGUAUCUUUGGAUCGAAUCUUUGUGGAUCUUUCAUACCUGAAAGCUAUCCUCCAUGUUCGUUGUUUCUUCUAAGCUGUGUAAAAAGACGAAGGCGAAAAGAAAUAUAAAAAAAAACCUAAUUCGAGUCGAUCCGGAUCGUUUUUUCCGGGGAUGGACGUUCAUAGAUCAGCUGUGAAUUCUUCUCUACACAUUGAAUCUACUUUUAACUCUUCUGCUUCGCGAACGGGGAAUGCAGCAAAUUCUAUUCAAGAAGCGAGUCUAGCUGAUCGGGGCACGAGGCACGUCAGGUAUGGGUCGAGAGCCGCUGAUUCAGAAAUUUUUAGCAGUUCACAGAGAGAGAUCAAUGAUGCAUAUUCGAGGUUAAUCUAUUUAAAUGAUCCUGGGAAGACCAAUGAAAGGUUUGAGUUUUCCACGAAUUCGAUUAGGACAGGAAAGUAUUCAAUCCUCACAUUUUUACCCAGAAAUUUGUUUGAACAGUUUCAUAGAGUCGCAUACAUAUACUUCCUUGUGAUAGCUGUGCUCAAUCAGCUACCCCAGUUGGCCGUUUUUGGCCGGGGAGCUUCUAUAUUGCCUUUAGCUUUUGUUCUGCUAGUUACUACAGUUAAGGAUGCAUAUGAAGAUUAUAGGCGGCAUCGGUCUGAUCGAAUUGAGAACAAUCGGUUAGCUUUAGUUUUGAUUCGUAAUCAGUUCGAACCAAAGAAAUGGAAGGAUAUUCAAGUUGGAGAAAUCAUCAAAAUUCAGGCAAACGAAACUAUCCCUUGUGAUAUGGUUCUGCUUUCAACUAGUGAUCCAACUGGAGUCGCAUACGUACAGACAACCAAUUUGGAUGGAGAGUCUAAUUUGAAGACUCGGUAUGCGAAACAAGAAACGCUCUCAAAGUAUCCUGAGAAGGAGAAGGUUGGUGGGGUGAUUAGAUGUGAGAAGCCCGAAAGGAAUAUAUAUCAGUUCCAGGCAAAUUUGGAAAUUGAUGGGAGAAAACUUUCUUUAGGACCCUCCAAUGUUCUUCUUCGAGGUUGUGAGCUCAAGAAUACUGGUUGGGCUGUUGGGGUUGCAGUGUAUGCUGGUCGAGAGACAAAAGCUAUGCUUAAUAGCUCUGGAGCCUCAUGUAAGAGGAGCCGGCUUGAGAGCCGUAUGAAUUUUGAGAUCAUCAUCCUUUCUUUUGUUCUUAUUGCUUUGUGUACAGCUGUCUCUGUAUGUGCCGCUGUUUGGUUGAAGCACGAAAAGGAUGUGUUGAAUUACUUACCGUUUUACAGGAAAAAAGAUUUUUCAUCCGGGAAAGUGAGAGACUAUAACUAUUAUGGAUGGGGUUUGGAGAUAAUUUUCACUUUCCUCAUGUCUGUUAUUGUGUUCCAGAUUAUGAUCCCCAUUUCUCUUUACAUUUCCAUGGAGCUUGUCCGGGUUGGACAGGCUUAUUUUAUGAUUGGAGAUACACAGCUGUAUGACGAGGCCUCAAAUUCAAGAUUUCAAUGCAGAGCUUUGAACAUAAAUGAAGAUUUGGGACAAAUUAAGUAUAUAUUUUCAGAUAAAACGGGUACCCUUACAGAGAACAAGAUGGAGUUUAAAUGUGCUAGCAUUGGGGGGCUAGAUUACAGUGGUGGAAAUUCUUUUUCAGAAAGGGAGCAGGGUUACUCAGUGCAAGUUGAUGGGAAUAUUUUGAGGCCAAAGAUGAAGGUCAGUGCUGACCCGGAGCUUCUUCAACUACUAAAGAGCGGAAGGAAUACAAACAAAGGAAAACAAGUCCAUGAUUUUUUUCUUGCAUUGGCAGCUUGCAAUGCGAUUGUUCCUCUUGUUACAGAUACACCUGAUCCUAAAGUUAAGCUGAUAGACUACCAAGGAGAGUCUCCUGAUGAACAAGCAUUGGUUUAUGCUGCUGCAACCUACGGGUUUAUGCUUGUUGAAAGAACCUCAGGCCAUAUAGUUAUUGAUAUCCAAGGACAAAGGCAAAGGUUCAAUGUUUUGGGUUUACAUGAGUUUGAUAGUGAUCGUAAGAGAAUGUCGGUCAUACUUGGGUGCCCUGACAAGACUGUGAAAGUUUUUGUAAAAGGUGCUGAUACAACAAUGCUAAGUGUAAUUGAUGAAUCUGUCAACACAAACAUUAUACAUGCAACAGAAGCUCAUCUCCUUGCUUACUCUUCAGUGGGUUUAAGAACACUUGUUGUUGGAAUGCGAGAACUGACUACUUCAGAAUUUGAGCAGUGGCACUCUUCGUUUGAGGCAGCAAGCACAACUUUGAAUGGUCGGGCUGCUUCGCUACGCAUGGUUGCUGGUAACAUAGAAACCAAUCUCUGCAUAUUGGGUGCCUCUGGAAUUGAAGAUAAACUGCAAAGUGGGGUGCCUGAAGCUAUAGAGUCUCUCAGAACAGCUGGGAUUAAAGUGUGGGUUUUGACGGGUGACAAGCAAGAAACUGCCAUAUCAAUUGGAUACUCUUCAAAGCUCCUCACUCCCAUGAUGACUCAACUUGUAAUUAAUUGUAACUCCAAAGAAUCUUGUAGAAUGCGUUUACAAGAAGCCACAGAAGGAACCUCAGAAAAUGCUUUGACUUCAGCGGCCUUGAUUGUUGAUGGAACUAGCCUUGUUCAUAUUUUUGAGGACACUGAUCUUAAAGAACAGCUCUUUUGGUUGGCAACUAAAUGUUCAGUGGUGUUAUGUUGCCGAGUAGCUCCACUGCAAAAAGCUGGAAUUGUUGAUCUUGUAAAGAGUAGGACUGCAGACAUGACACUGGCAAUUGGAGAUGGUGCUAAUGAUGUGUCAAUGAUCCAAAUGGCUGAUGUUGGAGUUGGCAUCAGUGGCCAAGAGGGCCGGCAAGCUGUAAUGGCAUCAGAUUUUGCGAUGGGGCAAUUCAGAUUCUUGGUUCCCCUUUUAUUGGUCCAUGGACAUUGGAAUUACCAACGAAUGGGAUACACAAUUUUAUACAAUUUUUACAGGAAUGCAGUGUUUGUUUUUGUUUUAUUUUGGUAUGUACUUUUUACAUCUUUCACUUUGACGACUGCAAUCACUGAGUGGAGCAGCGUGUUGUAUUCUGUACUCUAUACUUCUCUACCAACUAUUGUUGUUGGAAUUCUUGACAAGGACCUUAGCAGAAAAACACUUCUAAAGUAUCCUCAGCUUUAUGGAGCUGGUCACAGACAAGAAUGCUACAAUUCAAAAUUGUUUUGGCUAACAAUGAUGGACACAUUGUGGCAAAGUUUAGUAACCUUCUUUAUACCUCUUUUUGCAUACUGGGGAAGCACCCUUGAUGCAUCCAGUAUAGGAGAUCUCUGGACAAUUGCAGUGGUUAUUUUGGUUAAUUUACACUUGGCCAUGGAUGUUGUUCGGUGGACUUGGAUUACUCAUGCAGCCAUUUGGGGAUCUAUUGUUGCAACCUGGAUCUGUGUUACUGUCAUUGAUGCUUUUCCUUCACUAGUUGGUUACUGGGCGAUCUUUCACAUUGCAAGGACCGGAUUGUUUUGGUUAUGUUUGCUUGGGAUUGUUGUGGUCGCUCUUCUUCCUCGCUUUGUUGUAAAAUUUAUUUACCAAUACUACUGUCCAUGUGACGUUCAGAUUGCCAGGGAAGCUGAGAAGUAUGGCAAUCCAAGAGAUUUAGGAGGUGUACAAAAAGAAAUGGAUCCAAUAUUGGAUCAUCAACAGAGAUGACAAGGUGAUUUUGCAAUUUUUUCCCCUUAAUCAAUUCCCUGUUUUCUUUUUUCUUCUCUUUCCUAUAGUGCUUUAUUCUUUGGGCUGCUCUUGAGUUCCCCUCCUGGCUGCCAAAAUUUCAUUAUAUUGCUAUCCGAAGGAUAGAGUCCCCAAUACUAGGCUUGUAUUUAACUUUGUUGUAAUUUUCAUAAAUCAUUUAAUGUAAAUUAGUUUAAGAUGGCUGCCAUCCUAAAAAAAAAAGAAAGGAAAAAAAGAAAAAGAGAGAGAAAAGAAAAGGGAAUGAUUUUACUCUUGUUAUAUGAAAAUGAAAGCACUCAGAUGAUUCAGAUAAUGCCCUAUCGUUGCUAUAAAAGCACUGUACAUCAUUGCCAGUGAUUUUGUAAAUGUAAAGUUGAAACUGGCAUUCGGUCAAAGCUCUCAUCUUUUCCAGUUAUUAGUAACGUGCAUUCUGCUACUUGGCAGCUCCCAGUCUUCAUUCAAUCAAAAAGAGAAAUAAAACAAAACUGUAUUAUGUUAGGCUGGUGAUUUGUAAUGAUGCUCUCUUUCUAAAUUACAUACAUAUAUAUUUUAAUGGGAAACUUUUUUAUUUUCCAUUGUUAA
This is a messenger RNA of Humulus lupulus (European hop), 4660 nucleotides long. RefSeq names its product phospholipid-transporting ATPase 1-like. Gene Ontology annotation, cellular component: plasma membrane. Gene Ontology annotation, biological process: phospholipid translocation. The transcript is spliced from 7 exons. NCBI's taxonomy places the organism in Eukaryota, Viridiplantae, Streptophyta, Magnoliopsida, Rosales, Cannabaceae. The record is from RefSeq and is a predicted model, not a curated record. Gene Ontology annotation, molecular function: ATPase-coupled intramembrane lipid carrier activity; ATP binding; magnesium ion binding. Bases 578 to 4060 code for a protein of 1160 amino acids.